AAAGACGUUUGGAUUCUCUGUUUGUAUGGGAUCUGAGCUCUGAUGACUCUUUCAGUGAACAAUUGAACAAGUGAUGAAUAGAAAUGCGGAGGCAGCGGCUCCAACAGUGGCAGAAAUCAGCAGAGGGAGAGAUUUCUAAAGAGGACGAAGAAUAUAAGCUGGAUCCCAAAAUCUCGGAAGGUUAUAACCCCAGCGUUCUGCUGCUCAGAUUAGAUGUUAAGCAGAUGCUGAUUGUUAAAGAAGAAGCUCCGGCAGACCACAGACAUUGUGCUGACCACCAUGACCCAAAGCUCCACCAUAUUAAGGAGGAACAGGAGGAGGUCUAUGUCAGCUUUAAGGAAGAGCAGCUCAGUGAGAAGGAAGAGAUCAAUCCUGUCAGGUUUCCAGUCACUGCUACUCAAAUAAACAGCGGGAAUGAUGAACAGUCCCCUCUGCUCUCCCAGUUUUAUCCUGACUUUUUCAAAGGCAAGAUACAAGAAGGUGAAGAUGGUUCUAUUUACUUAAAGACUGAAGACCCUGCAAAGGAAGAAACUGAAGAGACUAUAAAACAUCCCAUCUCAGAGCUGCAACACUUGACAGACACUAGUCUGAAAACUAACAACAUGGACGAUGACUGGGAGGAGAGUAAAGCUCCUGAGUCAGACGGAAACAUUGGAAACAAACCAUUUAGAUCUUUUGAGUUUGCUGAACAAUUGGUUCAACAUCAGUUUAAUCAAAAAUACACAAUCAACUCAGAUAUAGGGUCUUCCAGCUCAUUGGAAAAUAAAUGUUUUACAGAUAAGAGAAAUGUCGACUCUGGAAGGGAAGUCCAGACAGACAAGAAGUUUACCUGUGAUGACUGUGGUAAAAUGUUUAGUAUAAAGAGCAAUUUUAAUAGACACAAGAUGAUCCACACAGGGCUGAAACCUUUUUGUUGUGAUCUAUGUGGACAUAGCUUUAGCCUUAAAGGAAAUUUGAAAGCACACAUGAGAGUUCACACAGGACAGAAACCUUUCUGCUGUGAUAUAUGUGGACAAAGGUUUAGUCAAAAAUCUAAUUUAAACACACACCUUAUAGUCCACACGGGUAACAAACCUUUCUAUUGUGAUCACUGUGGACAAAGCUUUAGCCUUAAAAGGAAUUUUAACAUACACAUGAGAAUCCACACGGGGCUGAAACCUUACCAUUGUGAUCUAUGUGGACAGAGAUUUAGGGAUAAAGGAGAUUUGAACGCACAUAUAAGAAUCCACACAGGACAGAAACCAUACUUUUGUGAUCUAUGUGGGCAAAGGUUUAGUCAAAAAGAGAAUUUUAAGAAACACUCAAGAAUCCACACAGGACAGAAACCUUUCUGCUGCGACGUAUGUGGUAAAAAAUUCAACAGAAAAGAAAAUUUAAAGACGCAUGUAAGAAUCCACACGGACGAGAAACAGUUCUGUUGUGAUCAAUGUGGACAACGAUUUAGACGAAAAGAGCAUCUAAACAUGCACUUGAGAAUUCAUAAAGGAGAGAAACCUUUCUGUUGUGACCUGUGUGAACAAAGAUUUACCCGAAAAGCAACUCUAAACAAACACAUGAAAACCCACACCAAUCAACAGCUGGCUAAAGUUUGAAAACUCAAACUAUGACGCUGCAGUUAGCUGUGAAAUAUUACUGUUGAAAUGACAGCAGAUGUUAGUGAUCAGCGCGGCAUAUGCUGUGCUAUAAGCCCUUUUCACACUACCCUUUUGAAACUGAGCUGAGAACGGUCUGACAGUAACCAACUAACUAACUGAUGAGUGUAAAUAGAACAUAAUUGAACUGGACCGUGCAAGACGCAACCGAACCGCUCUACAUAUACCGGUAGUACUAGUUCAAUUGUAGGGCUCUGCACGAUUCAAUUGUGGCUCAGUUCUCUGAAACCAAGCAGCGCAUGUGUGCAUCGUCUCUUAUUUACAGUCAGCUGACUCAUUUCGCUGGUUUUCAGGCGUGUCCGGCUUUAUAAAUCACAGAUCUCUCCACCUGUUAACAAAUGAACUUCUUCUCCGCCUAUUAACAAUAAAUUACAUCAAAAGAGCGUGGGACCUGGGAUGAUGCCGAGACUGAGGCUCUCAUUGAAAUUUGGGCAGAGAACGCUAUCCAGGCACAUAAGUUCCUAAAUGUUAUGGGCGCCACAAUUUUUUGGGGGGGUAAUUCCUGCCUUGAGAGCUGUAGUAUGGAUGACUACCGAUAGGAGGCAAGGAACGGAGCUAGCAUGAUGUGUAAAUGGUCAUAAGGAACCAAGCUCGGCACAGUUAAAUGAUCCAAGCUCAGU
Cyprinodon variegatus (sheepshead minnow) is the source of this 2272-nucleotide messenger RNA. RefSeq names its product gastrula zinc finger protein XlCGF57.1-like. Gene Ontology annotation, biological process: regulation of DNA-templated transcription. The transcript is spliced from 2 exons. NCBI's taxonomy places the organism in Eukaryota, Metazoa, Chordata, Actinopteri, Cyprinodontiformes, Cyprinodontidae. Gene Ontology annotation, molecular function: RNA polymerase II cis-regulatory region sequence-specific DNA binding; DNA-binding transcription factor activity, RNA polymerase II-specific. The record is from RefSeq and is a predicted model, not a curated record. The coding region runs from base 84 to 1592 and encodes 502 amino acids.